Messenger RNA from Gryllus bimaculatus (two-spotted cricket), 425 nucleotides. The record is from the annotation of a GenBank genome assembly. Lineage: Eukaryota; Metazoa; Arthropoda; Insecta; Orthoptera; Gryllidae.
AGGACCUAUCACAUCGUUGAGUUGCGAAUAGCGGGCAUCCACGUUUUAUUUGACUUGGUAUCUCGACCGCAUUUGUCCUGUUACCUGCUCGUCACUAUUCGAUACUCUCUUGACAGACUUGUAUUUCAAUGGCUAAGUCUUUUGAGAGAGUCACGAAGUAUAAGUUCCAGAAAUUCCUGCAGGAGAAGGCGGUGCGGGAUAAAAGUUGUGAACGUGUAGGAUUAAUGAAAGAAUUGGAUAAUUAUCAAACACGGAACGAGCUGUUGGAAGAUGUCAACGAGCGCUUGUAUUAUGUUAUUACAAAUGUUGCAGAGGAGUAUCAGCAGAUAGAACUGGAAGCGUUUAGAAAUAUUAAUAAUGUUAUAAUUGUGCUAAGAAUCCUAAGAAAUGUUUCUCUAAUCGAGUCUGAGAAUCUAGACUGUAAA